Phragmites australis (common reed) is the source of this 1323-nucleotide messenger RNA. Its product is annotated as heme oxygenase 1, chloroplastic-like. Lineage: Eukaryota; Viridiplantae; Streptophyta; Magnoliopsida; Poales; Poaceae. The transcript is spliced from 4 exons. The coding region runs from base 199 to 1041 and encodes 280 amino acids. Gene Ontology annotation, molecular function: heme oxygenase (decyclizing) activity. The record is from RefSeq and is a predicted model, not a curated record. Gene Ontology annotation, biological process: heme oxidation; phytochromobilin biosynthetic process.
UCUUCCCCGACCGGCCGUUCCAUAUUUUAUUCGCACUCGCGCCCCGUCUCCAACACCUUAGCUGCCGCAGUGCCGCACCACACCAACACCGCACUCCAACGCCACCGUCUCCCCGUCCCCGUCGCUUUCGUCCGUCAUCGGCGCCUCCCCUUCCCCCGCACGGAACCCUAUCGGCGCUAUAAGGCAGCCCGUCGCGCCAUGGCACCCGCAUCACUCUCCGCCCCCCACGCCCUCUCCCUCCUCGCGCCCCCGCGCGCUUCUUCCGUCGGAAAGAGUAGAGGCGGCCUGUCGGUGGUGCCGGUAGGGGUCCGCCCGGUCCCGGCGGUGUCGGUUGCCGCCGUGGGGACGCGGAGGAGGCUGGUCGCGGCGGCGGCGGCGACGGAGAUGGCACCGGCGGCCAGCGGGGAGGAGGGGAAGGCGUUCGUGGAGGAGAUGCGGGCGGUGGCGAUGCGGCUGCACACCAAGGACCAGGCCAGAGAGGGGGAGAAGGAGCCCCAGGCGCCUCCCGUCGCCAAGUGGGAGCCAUCCGUCGAUGGGUACCUUCGCUUCCUCGUCGACAGCAGGCUCGUCUUCCAGAAGCUCGAGGCCGUCGUCGACCGCGCCUCCGUCCCCUGGUAUGCUGAGUUCCGGAAUACUAGGUUGGAGAGAUCAGAGGCACUCGAGAAGGAUCUGGAAUGGUUCAGGCAACAGGGUCACACAAUUCCAGAACCAUCAGCUCCUGGCACUACAUAUGCCUCCUAUCUGGAAGAGCUGUCUGAGAAGGACCCCCAGGCAUUUAUCUGCCAUUUCUAUAAUGUGUACUUUGCUCAUACUGCUGGAGGCCGAAUGAUUGGCAAAAAGGUUGCCGAGAAGAUUCUGAACAAGAAAGAGCUGGAGUUCUACAAGUGGGAGGGUAACCUGUCCCAGUUGCUGCAGAACGUUCGCAACAAGCUUAACCAAGUCGCUUCUAGCUGGUCACGGGAAGAGAAGGACCACUGCCUGGAGGAGACGGAGAAGUCGUUCGCGUAUUCAGGCGAUCUCCUCCGCCAUAUAUUCACCUGAUCUAACAUCGUUGUCUGAUCGCUGGAAAUUCAUAAUCCAUGGCUGUCUGUUAAGACUCUUAGUAAGCUGGGGAGGGACCUAAGUGUCAAAUAAACCAUUUGUUGGUGCAAAAAAUAUGGAUCAUCGUGACAACACAAGAGCACCUCGUGUGCAAUCUACAGCAGCACGUGUAGGGUGUAAAAUAGCGAGAGUAACUAUUGUGUUUACAUGGUAACGAUCGAUCAAUUUACGAACAGACUGAUAAAGGAUAAUUAAUUCGGUGAGUAGUACUGGGAAACUCAA